Molecule: messenger RNA, 3045 nt
Organism: Hyaloperonospora brassicae
Lineage: Eukaryota; Oomycota; Peronosporomycetes; Peronosporales; Peronosporaceae
Source: the annotation of a GenBank genome assembly
AUGCGGGCUGCUUCGUCGCGCUCUGUCACAGCGUCGAGCGCCAAGACAGAGCGGAAACCGCCACGGAUAGAUGCUCGAGAUGCAGGCGCGUCAGAUGGUACUACGUACAAGUACAGUAGAGGUCGGACUUGUCGUCCAACUGGCCUCGAAGCUGACAGUGAAGACGUCGCACACCGUAACGUCACACCUGAUGGUACUAUGGACCGCUUUCCAGACACCGAUGCAAGCAAAGCAACUACAGCACAAAGUUAUAGACACUUGGAUGCUGAACAGCGGCUCAGGACGAAACUCGACGACGUCACGCACGUACUGACUGGUCUCUUGGAGCCUUUGGAAGCUCAGAAAGGACGUCUGCUGCCCACUCGCAGUGUUUUGGAGCUGAUCAAGUUACUUCAGGACCCCGAGAUGUUGCAGGUUGUAAAGCUGGAUGGUGAGAGACGCAGGAUUGAGACUGAAAUGAAGCAAGUGCUGGUGCAGCAGCUUGGGCGGUGUGAAGUAACAGGAAGCGAGACGUUUGAUGUCUCGCUGGCGGUGCUGGUCUAUUUCCUAUCGUCUCAUGCAGCUACCAAGUGUUGGUUUGAUGACCAUGAGCUGCUGGAUGUGGUGGUCUACGCGCUCAAGCGAGCUAUUGUGCGUGAAGGAGCAAACGAGCAUGAGACGCAAGUGACACAGCAAGCAAAGAUGGAAGCAAACGAGUCAGUGUCUACUUUUCCAGCUGCCGUUGAAGUUGAAAAUUGCUUGAAGCGAAAGAAAAGGUCGAAGACGCUAAAAGAUGCUGCAACUGUGAAAGCGGCUGCUGCAGGAGAAACUGCUGCAUGCGGCAAGUUGGUGGCGACGACGACGCUUGCGGUGUCCACGGCACAGAUAUUGGAUGAGUCGUGCUGGGUGCAGCUUGAUGCACUGCUGCACGACCACGAGUCGUUUUACGUUGAAGGUAAGCUGCACGUUUCGGUUGUGAGCGCGCUAAGUGCUGCGCUACUGAGUCUGCUGCAAGUGGGCGAGGUCUUGUCAAGCUUGACUCCGGGCAUGAACCAACAAUAUCAGCAAAGAUCGUGUGAUGCUUCGUCGUACGAUGCUGCAGAGAACGCUUGCCAACGGAUGCGUGCUCGGAAGUCUCAGCUUGUUCGGAAUGGUGGAGUGUACGCGUUGAUGCGUGAUCUUGCUCGGAAGGUACACAACCUCACAGCGACGGUGCCGCUGACCCGAGUUGGAGCAAUUACGAUGGAGUGUGUUGAACUGCUUCAGCGUAUCAAGACGUUGCUAUGUGUUUUCGAUCAAGUUACGUUUUUGACCUCCGAUGUGCAGCGAUACAUUUCGGAAAAAAGGGCUAUUUUUGCACUAUCGCUGAAGCUCAUUCACCUACUCAGUGAGAUGAGCUGGGGUACUCGUGCACAAGGGCGGUGGAAGGCUGAACCUACACGGAUGUCGUUGACCAUGGAAACGCUGCUCUCGGCUCUGCGUGUGUUAAUCAAUUUGACCCAUCACAACUUGGAGGCUGCACAGCACAUUUUUGCCCUGGAUGGCAUGCAACUCCUUGCGGCCUCUUUCUCCAAGCUUUUGGGUUUUGUGGAGGGAGCCAAGAAGCACCCACUGCAACUAUCGGCAGCUAGAAAGUGGGAGUUUGACGCGUGUUUGCUGUUACUGAGUGUGAUGGUCAACUGCAUUGAAUUCAGCGAGGACAACCGUGCCGCAUUAGCCGGGGUGUCGUUGACCCACGAGGGUUCAACAGCCAAUCGCGCCCUUAUAUUGAGCUUGCUGCCAGGUUGCUCACCUUGGUUGUUACUUCGUGCUCUCGGUGUGUUUGUGGCAUUUCACUCGCAGAUCGGUGCGCUGACCCGCGAAGUCGCCACAUCUAUUCUUCAUGUCGAAGAAGUGCUGAAGUCAUGCCAGGAAGGGUUACGUGGCGCACACCAUGCUGGUUUGCUCACAGAUGCUGCCGAAGUAUCUUUUCGAGUCGCUGAGAAGCAAUGCGGUUCUUCAGUACCGUCGCUGAAAUUCGUAACGGCCGCGAAAAGUAAAAGUGCUGCACCAUUUGACAUCAGCUCUGGGGUUGCUGUAGAGGAGUUGGUCGAUACAAAGAGUGGUGAUGCAUCGUCACCAUUUCUGCGAGGUCGUGCCGUGAAAAAUGUCUGCUCUCGUCUCGCUGACUCAGACGAAGAGCACGAGCCACGCGGACAGGUCCAGACGUCGAAUCGUGAUGGUCCCCAAGUUUUCGUGAAGCAUGUCUCAGCUUUGGUGAAUUCGUAUGGGAAGCGACCUUAUGCUGAUUGCUCAGUAGAAGCGUCCCAUGCUUUACAGUCGAAUAUCAGAAGUCCCCUCUGUCCCAGCAUAUCUUCACCCGCUACUGUGCUGUCAGACGACUAUUCCUCAUCUCCCGUCGUUACGCGGCUUAUGAAACGCACACGUGAGAUCGUUGAAGAGUUGGACGCCGAGCUCGCAAAAUCGGAUGACGUAGCGUCCGAAACGAAAUUCGACGGCGGUAAAGCAAGCACUGUACCAUCCUCAUGCAUGGUGCUUACGAUGAAUCUGACGUGCCGUGAGAACGAAAGUGAUGGACUGGAUAUUGCUCAAGAUGUGCUUAGAGAAAACUGCAACGCCGCCGAUAUGAGCACAAACAAGAUCAUAGUCGAGCAAGCUGUUUGCGGUAAGGUUUCCUCGAUGUGGAAACAGAAACAUUCGCACCAUUUGGACGGGACCGCAAAAAAAGCCGUCUUUCACGAGGGGUCAUUGUUCGAGUUCGCGCCCACAGGCACAUAUUAUUCUACGCCUUUGGGUAAGCACGAAGGAAAAGUACUGCUACAAACGCCGACGAAGAGUGGACACUCGUCUAGCUUUGAUCGAACGUCGCCAUCACUCAAUCUGACGCCUACGAAGACGACUCCGUUGACGCCAUCGCAAUCGCAGAGAUCUCAAAAGCUGCUGUAUAAGAGCAGUCACUCUUCGAUAACAAACCAGCCGCCGUUGUCGGCCAAGCCGCUUCGCCGCAAAGCAAAAGGAAUGCGUGCUGCUUCUAGCUCUAUAUUCGACUUUACGGAUUCCGAUUGA